Molecule: messenger RNA, 1322 nt
Organism: Xenopus tropicalis (tropical clawed frog)
Lineage: Eukaryota; Metazoa; Chordata; Amphibia; Anura; Pipidae
Gene: cnmd
Product: chondromodulin
Biological process (GO): negative regulation of angiogenesis; animal gross anatomical part developmental process
Cellular component (GO): endomembrane system
Source: RefSeq, marked provisional
GGCCCAGGCUGUGCUGCUAGGUAGGCAGGUACUCUGGGAGAGUUUGAGGGGCAGGCGGGGUCACUUGUCUGUCGCUCUCCUGCUCUCAGCGCAGAAUUUGGGCUGUGGGAUCAGACUGGGUCCGGGCACACACAAUGGCGGAUACUUCGGAGAAAGUUCCUAUUGCCCUUGCGGGUCCCGAGGACGUGGAGCAGUGUUUGCCCCCUGCAUACACAGCUGUGACAGUGAAGCCUUCGAGUAACAGCCGCCUACUCAGAAUCGGAGCUGUGGUGCUGAUCUCUGGGGCCCUUCUGCUUCUUUUUGGAUCAAUUGGGGCUUUUUACUUCUGGAAACCAAAUGACAAGCAUGUUUACAAUGUCCAUUAUACAAUGAGCAUCAAUGGCAAAGUGCAGGAAGGAUCUAUGGAAAUUGAUUCUGGAAAUAACUUGGAAACCUUCAAGACUGGGGCUGGAAAUGAUGAGGCUGUGGAAGUGCACGACUUUCAAAUUGGUAUCACUGGCAUUCGCUUUACUGGAGGAGAGAAGUGCUACAUUAAAGCUCAAGCCAAGGCUCACAUCCCUGAUGUUGACAGCGUGACAAAAGAAAGUCUCUCCUUUGAGCUGGAAGAUGAGAUCAUGCCGGCAAAGUUUGAUGAAAAUUCCCUUAUUUGGGUGGCUGCAGACCAGCCAGUAAAAGACAGCAGCUUUUUGAGCCCAAAACUUCUGGAACUUUGUGCAGACCUUCCAAUCUUCUGGCUCCGACCUACAUACCCAAAAGAACAUCAGAGAGGCAAGAGGGAGAUUGGAAGGAAAGUGAGACAAGCUCAGAGCCAGUUUGAAGCUGCCGCAGAAGAAAGGAAUGCCAGACGCCAAGGCAAUCGCAGAUCUCAAGUAGCAAAUGAAACACAGACAACUGAGCAAGAAACCCCCUUCAACCCAGAGAAUCCCUAUCAUCUGGAAGGAGAAGGUGGCAUGACAUUCGACCCCAUGCUGGACCACCAGGGCGUGUGCUGCAUCGAAUGCAGGAGAAGCUACACACAUUGCCAGAGGAUCUGUGAACCACUAGGUGGAUAUUACCCCUGGCCUUACAGCUACCAAGGGUGCCGCUCCGCAUGUAGAAUUGUCAUGCCCUGCAGCUGGUGGGUUGCUCGUAUCUUAGGAGUUGUCUAAGAAAAUAAAGCAAAAUCUGUACAGGGAAAGUACGCUGAAAAGUAAUGUCAGCCUCAAUGGAAGGAAGCAUUUUCCAGCGCACACAAUAAAUGUAUGCAGAUGCCUUUCUUACGCUAUUUGUUGUAAAUAAAUACCUAACUUAAUAAAGGAUACCCCCAUCAUCCAACUGAAAAA